GGACCUUUCACUCCGUGCAUGCCGAAUCCAGAGAAACGGGGGGGGAAAUCGAUGGCAACAUGCGCCCACGCGCACGCUGCAGGAGGUGCAACCACUGCCGGCUACCAAGCGCGUGCUGCUGCUGCUGCAGGAUCCUGUCAAUGCGAGUCCCACUGUCACCCGAAUCUCUCUCCGGAGGCAUCCGAUAGCCCCCCGGCACUCGUCGUGCUGCUCGAAUAUAUCCACGCUAGGACCCCCGGCAGCCCCGCUGCGCUCGUCGCGCUCCUCGAGGCGGCCGCCGCCGGGAGCGACAUGCUUCUUCCCGUGGUGAUAGGGUCGUCGAAGGGCCAGCAGCCCGUUCCCAACUACUUGCCGAUGCCUGCAGCACGAGGAGCAACAGUAGCAGGCGGAGUCCCUCCGGAGUUCCUCCUUCCACUUGCCGUGAAGCACAACUACUUGGACUGCGUGCGGGAACUGCUCACGCUGGGCGCCAAUGUAGAAGCGGUGGACGAGAUCGGGUUGACGGCGUUGCUCGUGGCUACACGGGCCGGGAACGUCUCGGCGAUCGGCAUCCUGAUCGAUCUGGGCUCAGCAGACGUGAACAGCAGAGGGCAGACCGUGUGGACAGCUCUGCAUUUCGCCGCGCACGGCGGGGAUCCGGCGACGAUAGAGGCGCUCGUCACCCGGGGCGCGGAGCUGUCCGCGAGGACGACCCUCAAGGGCAAGUCCCCGCUGCACAUCGCCGCCGGGCACGCGCAGACGCGGGCGGUUCAGGAGCUCGUGCUCCGCUGGGGGGCCGACGAGACGCAGCUCGACGGCCACGGGCGCUCCGCCAGCGACAUCGUGGGCGUCCUGAAGAACGUGUUCGAUCGGGGAGCCGGGCACGCCGAGGAGGUGGAGAGGAUCAAGGUGAUGCUGGCGAACGCGCCGGCGGACCGGAGGUGGAACCGCCGCCGGGACGUGGUGAUGCUGGUGUCGCGCUUGAGGGGAAAGAUCGCGCGAGAGCGCAUCCUGCAGGAGACGGGCAGCUGCAGCAGCGCCGUCAAGAAGAGAGAGAGCGUGGUGGACGCGACGGAAGUGGCGGCGGCCGCAGUCCUGCUUGACCCUGCUGUGUUGGUAGUCGGAGGUGAUGGUGUCGGUGGCAGGGGUGCCGAUGCCGAAGUGCUGGGGGGAGAGGGUGGGGCCGUGACGGUCGGGCAGCAACAGGCGUCUGCGCCGGUAGGGAUGGAGACGUUUCGUGACGCGGUGACGCGUUUAGCAGGGGAAGACGAUAUCGGGAUCUUUUGCAGCGUCGUGAGCUUCUUGUUGUCGACACCGGUUACUGGGAGCGAAUCUCAACGAAGGCCAUGCAACGGCUACGGCCACGUCUACCGCUGUAUUUCGGGGGUCGGAAUCUCUCGUGUUGUUCUCAAGACUUUGUUCCCGUUGCAUUUAAGUGGGGAUUCAUACUGCUUGGCAGUCGCUUUUUCGUGAGGGGGGGUCCCCGUCCGAUCCGUUCGUCUCGGUCGCCUGAAGCUUGUGUUGUGUUUUCCAUUUGUGUAUCAGAGUUUGUGAAUCCGCCCGCGCCACUUGCGAGGAUGCAAGUGUGGGUUAGUUGCGAAGCGUACCUGUUUUCGAAAGCUAAGCAGCUCUUCGUCGAAUGGUGUAGAUGCAUCUUCUUCCGUUUCGAAGAGGCUGGGGUAGUGGCGAAUCGUACGUGUCUGCGAAAGGUGGUAGUACAUGCUAGGCAGCUCUUUGCCGAGAGGUGUAGCUGUGCUUCUUCCCUUCCGAAAAGUGUGAGAAUCGUCUGCGAUCUUGCGCAUCGAAUUGCAGAGAGGUUCAAGGUACAUUGCCGCCAGGCACCUUUCUAUUUGGAGGGCCUACCCGACAGUGAGGGACGAUUUCAGUAAUAUACCGCUUGAAACGGUCUUGUACCUCGUGGGGGAGGGCACCGUAUGUCAUCUUCGGGGGGUGCCGUAGAUUAUCGCGUGGGGCUAUCUUAGAUCAUCUUGACGGUCGUAUGUGGCCACCCAACGAUGACCCCCUCAUCUUCGUGACGGUUUCAGAUAGCUGGUCGUGUGUAGCCAUUAACGAAGCAGGAGCGAAGCCCCUUCUUCAGUCCAGACGACGUUCUUGAGCUUGGCGGCAUCCAGGUCCCAAGACCUCAAAUAUCGCAGCAUGUGGAGUCUCUUCUCUCUGUUGUGUUUUCACGCGUUGUUGUUGUGGCUGCCGUAUUGCUGCAUGAUUUGCGCUGAUUUGGCGCCGUCAAGACUGCUGUGGUACGCUCUCAGGCUCGCUGUUCCACCGUGUAGAGUCGUGGUCACUGGUUUCAAAACGGUGACUAGGAGCAGUAUUUAUUUCCUAGUUUCGUGGAGUGAAUCGAUUUGUCGCACGGAAGGGCUUCUUCUGCACCUAAAUUCUAGAUCAUUGGUAUUGGCCCGUGAACGUGUCCCGAAUGAAUUGGUUGCGUCCUUAUUUAUUCUGUUUACGUGCCUGCAUGCGGCGUUCUCGGGCUUCAUUAGAUUCGUUAGUCAGUCUAUACCCCAGGUAAGGAAAUGGUUCGUGCCUCAACUUGGCCAUGUCCCGCCUCGUCGCUUGAACGCUCUUGUUAGUUUUCUCCCCAGUGUGGUGUGUUUCUUGUCUGGCGUCUCUCGUUCCCUUGGUCGUGCAUGGUGGAGAGUGUCGCUUCCUCUUGGUCCUAAUAGGGGUUGGUGCACGGGCUCUCCGGUGGCGUAUACCGGCGGAGGGACGCGUUGUUGCUUCCACCUUCGUUCCAAAAUGUUGAUUCAUGCCGUUCCAGUUGUGUUUCCUUGUGCCUUAGAGUGUAACCCACGGUAGCAGAAGGUCGUGAUGGUCCCCUCCUGUCCGUACUUGUGUUGGUCUGUAUUUUUUCUGUGAAAGGUAUCGCCGUCGUUGUUCUUGUUUUAUUUUGAUCCUGUGUUGGUGGAACAAGCAAGCUUGGCGUGGGAUAUACAUCCUCAACAAUGGUUAUGUCGUCAUUUUUCCUUUUGUUCGUGUCGUCUCAUGGGUCCCGGCAAAGACUUCGGUGUUCGUAUCCCUGUAUACCUCCGUGAACAACACGGCAGAUUUAUCGGGGCGCCGUGUGUUCACGCUUGGUUUUCUCAGACCGGCUUUAUUGGUACGCUUUCUUUCGAUCGGGUGGGUGGAAGUCGGGUGACGCUUGAUAAGUCGCAUAUUUCGGCGUGUUUGCGAUGCUGUGACGUGGUUGUGGGCAUCGUGCGCCAACAGACGAAGCGUUGCAAGUACCAAGCCAACAGUACGAGGGAGUACAUAACGCACCUCACACGACACGUGAUUAAUAGACGUUGCGGAAGGGUAUUGUUUGACACCAGACAUUUUGGAUCUCUUUUGGUAGGCGUAGGGUAAGAAUCUUGUUUGAGGCAUUUUCCGCAAAACAACGAUAAGAUAGUCGAGGGGUGUCUCGAUUUUAUACUUUAUGCGAAUGUUAAGUUGGGCACGCUUCUACGGAGGCUCGCUGUCGCCGCUCGUCCUUCAAUGAAACGAAAAUUUACGGCGCAUGCAUAUGGUCUGGGCGGUCAGACGUGUGCAAGCUGAGGAUAACGGUACGCAAAUGUACGAGAGGUUCCAAUUGGUAUGGGUUUGGAAAUAUAUUUAGCAGUAGGUAAGGUGUUCUGGAAGCACCACGAUAUAACAGCUGAGGUUUCAUGUUGUCGCUGGUGUUUUUGAGGGAGUUCCCGAGAAGAGCGCAAACAGUCAGGAUCAGCGUGCUCGCUGUAUUGGUAUUUGAAGCGCUGCAUGGAGUGUGCAGCAAGUACAGUAGUAGGACGCGUGUUUGUUCACGUGCGGCGGAAUGCUGGAGAGGAAUGGGGGAGAGACCCACAAUGGGGCGAUAAAGCCCCUGCUGUGUUUGUGCGUUCGAUUGACCAAGGACGUUCGUUCAUGAAAUGGCAGCAAAGGAAAGCCUAUGCUGUGUUGCACGUAGCGCAACAUGUUGGUAUUUGCGUCAUCAGAGUGUAGUUUGUAUGUUCAGACAUCGCUAGAUCUUACGCCCUGAGGCGCAAAUACGUGUUGUGUGGUUUUGUUUCAGUUCGCUGGAGUGGAGGUGUGAAACUAUACUACAUCAUCUCGAUGAUGUAGGUUACGUGUUCGACUGUCCGUAGAGCAACGCGAAUGGGCGCGCGAGGACUUGAAGUGAGAUGUCAUUAACACUUAACAGUACUAGUC
Ectocarpus sp. CCAP 1310/34 is the source of this 4164-nucleotide messenger RNA. The record is from the annotation of a GenBank genome assembly. NCBI's taxonomy places the organism in Eukaryota, Phaeophyceae, Ectocarpales, Ectocarpaceae.